UACCUUUCUUUAUAAAUUGAAUCAUUUCAUAGUCCGUAAACAAUUCUAGCCAUACUUCGGUAUGUUUUAUCAUUGCGUUCCAACUCAAACCGGGUGCAUGUAUAUUGACACGGAUCUAAUUCAUACGCACCUAUAGACGCUUGUCUAAAGUUUUCAAACACUUCAGCCAGUAAUAGAACAUCAGUCUUAAAAUAUAGUAUUCACCCAGAGUUUUAAUAUUGAAUGCGCCCCAAACAUCUUUGCAUGUUGGUAAUCCUCAUCGGAAAUAUUUAAAUCGGUAAGGCUGCUAUAGUUACCUGUUACCUAUAGAAAGCGGCCUUACGGGCAAUGCAGUUUUCUCUCAAGCUCCCUCCUGUCACUUACAUACUCAUAAGAGAAAACUCCCUUACGCGUAAGUAACUAUAUAUUUCUCACGCUCGUUACAAUUAUCGGAUGGUGGUAAGAAAUGUGGUAGUAUUUUGAAUUGCUCCCGUGAAAGGUUUGAAGCGAGUUUAUCUAAGCUACUUGACAUGAAUUUAUACGAGUCGAUAAACCUUAGACUGUAUUUCUUAAUCUCUAAAUUAAAUGAAAUAUACUUUUCCUUGUUAUUGGGAAUGCAGGUUAACUUUCCCUUAAUCUUGGCCAGUUCUUAUGGUACGUUUACACGCUUGCCAAGCCUUGGCAAACGGCAAACAGCCCCAAGCCUAUACAAAUCUCGUUUGGCGUUUGAAUGGCGUUUACACGCUUGUGAAUGCGUCAGUCUGCAAUAAACAUCCAAGCAUGGCGGACACCGAACUUGUGGCGGCUAUUGCAUUUGGUUUAACGUACAUUUAUUUAAAAUGCAAGCAAAGUGAAACAAAAAAAAGGAGAGCUCGACGACAGCGAAGAUGGUGGAUGAAAAAGAUUCAUCGUAAUCGUACCAGACAAUUUAUGGAAGAGAAAUUUAGUGAACUUUUAUAUGAACCAUCUGGAGAGUUCGAUAACUUUUGCCGAAUGAGCUAUCCUGAUUUUGAGUUUUUACUGCAGAAAAUUUCACCAAUGAUAUCCAAGCAUGAUACAGACUUCAGAGAAGCUAUACCAGCCAAAUUUCGUCUUGCCAUUACGCUACGAUUUUUAGCAUCUGGUGAUUCUUACAUAAGCCUUCACUACUUGUUUAAAGUAUCUGUCUCUACGAUAUCGAUAAUCAUUCGUGAAGUUUGCCGAGCUCUUAAUGAGAUUCUAAAGGAUCAAGUUAAGAUGCCCACCACAGCAGAAGGAUGGCUUAAUAUAGAAGAAGGAUUCAGGACGAAAUUUCCACAUUGCAUAGGUUCAUUGGAUGGCAAGCAUGUAGUUAUUGAAAGCCCAGCUCAUAGUGGAACAGAGUAUUUCAAUUAUAAGAGAACGUUUAGCAUUGUUCUUUUGGCGUUAGUGGAUAGCAAAUACAAAUUUGUGUUCGCAGACAUCGGGACUCAAGGAAGAAUAAGUGACGGUGGCGUCUUUAAUAAUUGUUUACUAUGGAAAAGAAUAUGUAGAAACGAGAUAGAUUUUCCACCGCCUUGUCCACUUCCAGGAUCGAAUAUUAAUAUUCCAUACGUGUUUUUAGCUGACGGUGCGUUUGCAUUGAGUCAACGCGUAAUGAAGCCCUACCCUGGAAACCAUGAAGUAUGCUCACCAAAAAGGUUAUUUAACCAAAACUUAUCUAGAUCCCGAGUUGUAGUUGAAAAUACGUUUGGAAUUUUAACCUCAGUUUUCAGAAUAUUCAGACGCCCUAUCGAUUUAGCACCACAAACUGUGACGGAAUUUACGAUGACUUGUGUAUUACUACAUAACUUCUUGAGAACAAGUAAAAGUUCUUCAAACCGAUAUACUCCUCCGAGUUCGUUUGACGUAUAUGACAGUAAUGGAAAUAUGGUAACCCGUGGUUCAUGGCGCAGAGAUAACGACAUAUAUAAUGCAUUGCAAAAUUUACCACAAAUACCACGAAGAUCUCCGCUGAAUGCCAAAGAAGUCAGGGAAGAAUUUACUUCAUAUUUUAAUAGGAUGAGAUAAGUUCACAAAAAUAAGCAUAUAUACGGUCGAAUUGAGAAACUUCCUCCUUUUUUAAAGUCAGUUAAAAUGUACAAAUAAAUGUAUAACCAAUGG
Molecule: messenger RNA, 2100 nt
Organism: Cydia fagiglandana
Lineage: Eukaryota; Metazoa; Arthropoda; Insecta; Lepidoptera; Tortricidae
Exons: 4
Coding region: 631-2007 (458 amino acids)
Source: RefSeq, a predicted model, not a curated record